Paramecium octaurelia is the source of this 1542-nucleotide messenger RNA. Lineage: Eukaryota; Ciliophora; Oligohymenophorea; Peniculida; Parameciidae. The record is from the annotation of a GenBank genome assembly.
AUGUUGUAAUCAUUUUCCAGCAAUGUGAGUUGUCCCAAUCAUAAUUAGCCCAUCAGUUACAUUGAUAUCAAGAAAGACACACCCAUUAACAAUAGGGCCAAGUGUUUGAAUUGCACUCCUUUGAAUGAUGCAGUUCCUUUAAAAAAUGCUCUGGAGAAAUUCAAGAAAUUGAAGGAAGAUGAAAAAUAAUAGAUUAGAAAUUAUAGAAAAAACAAGAUUUAUGACUUCUUGGAAUUCAAGAAGGUUAUUCAUCAACUUUCAGAAUCCAUCUCACAGUCUCUCAACGAAAUUAGUAAAUAGAUCAAUGAGAGAAUUGAGAAGAUUGUCGGAGUUAUUCAACAAGCUCAAUCGGUGCAAUGGCAAUUCGAUAUCAAUGAGUAUUUGACGAUCAGUGGAUUGCAGAAUGUAGGAUUACAAUUAAGUUAGUAAGGGAAUGAGUUUUCACUAAUUAAGGCUGGUUACUCUGUGGUUCAAAUGAAGAAGGAGCAACAACUGCAGACUACUCUUUCCAACUAUUAAAACAACAUUAAGUCUAUACAAAGUAAUAUGGAGACACUCAAAGAAUCACUAACUACCAAUCUUAUUAUCAAUGAGGAAAUAGUGGGGAAGGCUGCCCAGAAGGAAAAAUGCUUAGCCACAGCCUUCAACAAAGACAAUUCCAUAAUGAUUAGCACAUCAGAGGAACUAAUUAAAGUGUGGACUUUCGACAAUGGGAAAUUGGAAUUGUUCCAAACUUUAAAGGGACAUGACAAGGAAGUCACUUGCCUCUGUUUCAGUCGCAAAAAUAAUUGGUUCGUUUCUGGAAGUCGAGAUAAGACACUUAGGUUAUGGAAGGAGUUUAGUAACAGCGAAUGGGGAUGCAUACAGAUUUUAGAAGGCAAUAGUUUUUGCAUCAAUUGUGUUAUCCUGAACUAAUAUGAAGAUCAGAUCUUUUCUAGUAGAGACGAUAAUAAAAUCAAAGUUUGGAUGUAGGAAUCCUUACUGACAUCGUAAUAACCACAAUGGAAAUGCUAUUAAACUCUACAGGAUCACAAAAAGGAUGUCUACUCAUUAAGUUUAAAUUAGCCAGGCACCUUGUUAGUGUCUGGGUCAUAUGAUAAAACUAUAAUCAUCUAUGAUUUGGAUGAAUAGUAAUAAUGGAGACUCAAGUAGGUGAUAUAGAACGAUUAUGAAAACUGGGUGCAUUCAGUUUGUGUUAUCAACGAUAAGCUGAUUGCAACUAAAUUAUACAAUGGAAUCAUACUGCUUUAUCAGUAUAUGGAAUCAGUUGAAUCAUUCGAGUAGAUUCAAGAGUUGGAACUAAGCAAAUCAAAAAUGAGUUACUUUGAUUUCUUUCACAUGUUCUACAAUCAGUAAUUGCAAUCCAUCUUCUGUCGUCAUCUAGACUGCAUUUACAUAUUAUUCCAAUAAACAACAGGGAGAUAUGGAGUCCAAUAGAAAAUUACAGACAAUUAUAGAGGUGGCAGUUUGACUGACAAUGGAGAAUACAUAGCCUUGUGGAAUAACAAUACUAAAUAAUUAGAGAUAAGAUAAUAAGAGUGA